UGAUUCAUAAACAAAUCCUGCCAGCCAACGAUCAGGUUAGUUCACAAGUGUCUUUAACCAUGGGACCCUAUACAUGCUUGGCCUGUGGAGUAUUAUUUGACGAUGCUGACUUGCAAAGAUCACAUUAUAAAACCGAUUGGCAUCGGUAUAACCUAAAACGCAAGGUAGCAGAAUUGCCACCAGUUACAAAGGAACAAUUUGUAGAAAAAGUUCAAGUGCAAGCUCAAAAGAAAGAAGAAAAAUUGCAAGAUAAAACGAAAUUUUGCAGUCCGUGUAAUAAAUCAUUUUCUUCAGUAAAUGCAUAUGAAAACCACUUAAAGUCCAAAAGGCAUAAAGAUGUAAAUUCCAAAAGUAAUGCUGAUAUAAAAUCAAAAGACAAGGAGAAGGAGGAGUAUGCUGAGACAUCGGAAAAGCCCGCGAAGCGAAAUAGUAACAUAAAAAUUACACUCAAGCCUGGUUAUAUUCCACCGGUGAACGAUGAUGAGGUAGAUGAUGAUAACAGCGAUGAGUGGGAAGACGUUGACGACGGUGAGGAGGAGAGUUACGAUGAAGACGACGAAAUCGACGAAGAAUCCGAAGCUCUCCCGCAGACGUUUUGUUUGUUUUGUCCGCACGAAAGUGUUUCCGUCGUCGACAAUUUUCGACACAUGACCAAAUCGCACAGUUUUUUCAUUCCUGACCUGCAAUUCGUUACUGACCUGGAAGCCUUUAUCGUUUACUUGGGUGCUAAAGUUGGAGACGGCAAAGUCUGUUUGUGCUGUAAUAAUCACAGCAAAGCUUUUCAAACUGUACGCGCUUGUCAGUCUCACAUGGUCGACAAAGGGCAUUGCACGCUUGCGUACGAAGGCGAUGCUAUGCUGGAAUAUGCUGAUUUCUACGAUUUUUCAUCAACGUAUCCUGAUAAUGAUGAUGCUACUGACCUGGACAGCGAGUUGUCAUUAAACGAUAAUGACUUGAGAGUAGAUCCCGAUACAAUGGAGUUAAGACUCCCGUCCGGUGCAAGGGCUGGACAUCGCGCGCUGCGGAAAUACUACAAGCAAAACAUCCCGGAAAAACAAGCUGAAUUUAAAAGUAGAAGAAUGAUAACCUACAAUCCACGCCAGUGCUUAGCUCUAGGGCUGAACGAAAGGACUUUAAGUGUAGCUUUGCGAAAGAAGAUCGCAGCAAAGAAAAUUGAGAACAAGCGACGUGCUUAUCAUAGUAUUAAGAUUAAUAUUAAAGCGAACAAGCUACAGAAACAUUACAGACAAGAGGAAAUGAACUGUGGUUAACUCGCAGAGCUGGGAACUUUUAAAAUGGUUUUGACAUCAGCCAUUUUUUUACGACUUGUUUUCUUACUUUGUAUUAGGGAAGCUAUGGGAUCUAAAAUUUUAUUCGUAGAAA
This is a messenger RNA of Hydractinia symbiolongicarpus, 1383 nucleotides long. RefSeq names its product cytoplasmic 60S subunit biogenesis factor ZNF622-like. Bases 60 to 1271 code for a protein of 403 amino acids. Gene Ontology annotation, molecular function: zinc ion binding; nucleic acid binding. Gene Ontology annotation, biological process: ribosomal large subunit biogenesis. Gene Ontology annotation, cellular component: preribosome, large subunit precursor. The transcript is spliced from 2 exons. The record is from RefSeq and is a predicted model, not a curated record. Lineage: Eukaryota; Metazoa; Cnidaria; Hydrozoa; Anthoathecata; Hydractiniidae.